Molecule: messenger RNA, 1539 nt
Organism: Fonticula alba
Lineage: Eukaryota; Rotosphaerida; Fonticulaceae
Exons: 6
Coding region: 1-1539 (512 amino acids)
Biological process (GO): L-glutamine catabolic process
Molecular function (GO): glutaminase activity
Source: RefSeq, a predicted model, not a curated record
AUGAGCCGCAUGUUCGAUCGGUCAUCCGGGUCCGCCUCGACCAGCCGGUCAACCAACCGGCCUGUCAGCGUCAACAUCAGCGACCCACCGGCCUGCAAGGCCCCCUCCCUGGACCAGAUCCGCACCUCCUUCAAUGCCAUCUAUCAUACGUACAUCGGCGUGCCGAUGAAGGUAUCAGCCGGCAGUGUUCCUCUGCCAAGUGAGGAAGAGCCGCCGGCGUUGCACCCGGACUGGGUGUUUGAUUUCCUGAUCCGCUCGGGGCUGGACCCGGCCGAGACGCGCGAUCACCAGUCCACCCGCAUCCCGGCCUCGUUGUCCUUCGAUCAUACCAUGCCGCCGGGGCUCGCCGCCGGGCGUCAGGCCCCGGGGCCCGGGGCAAAUGCCACCAACCAGGCGCCCACCCUACAGGAGCGUGUGUAUGAGCUGGUCGGUGAAAAUGGCCUGAUUGGCCUCGUGGCUUUCUUCGUUUUGCAAACCUUUCAGCCGGAGUCGCUCCUGGCGCGGGCCCUGCGCGGGGCACUGGUGCUGCCCUCCUUCGCGGAGUUCUGCGAGGAUCUGAUCGAGUGCCUGGAGUCCGUCCGCCACGACACAUAUGGCCAAGUGGCGUCCUACAUCCCGGCCCUGGCACAGGCGGAUCCCGACAAGCUGGCCUUUGCCAUUUGCAGUGUCGAUGGCCAGCGCUUUGCCUAUGGCGAUUACCAGAAUGUCUUUUCCAUGCAAUCCACCUGCAAGCCCUUCGCCUAUUGCCUGGCGGCCCAGGAGAACGGUCUCGAGGCGGUGCACCGGCACAUCGGCCGGGAGCCGAGCGGCGCGCGGUUCAAUGCCUUCGCUCUCAAUCGUCACGGUCUGCCGCACAACCCGAUGAUCAAUGCCGGGGCCAUCACGGCCCAUUCGUUGAUCCGGUCGAACUGGCGCUCCUCCAGGCGCAUCCACUACAUCAUCGACACUUUCCAUGUCGGUGCCCUUCCCGAGAAUGCCGACGUAAAGGCCACCCUUGAGCUGUACCUGCGCGCGUGUGCUCUGGAAGUGGACGUGCGCACUCUGGCAGCCAUGGCCUCGACCCUGAGCAACGGCGGGGUGUCGCCGCUCACCUGCGAGCGCGUCAUCUCCCAGGAGACGACGAAGUCCUGCUUGCAGUUGCUGCUUUCCUGCGGCAUGUACGACUCAUCGGGCGAGUGGGCUUGCACCACCGGCCUGCCAGCCAAGAGUGGGGUCUCCGGGGCCAUCUUCAUUUGUGUGCCAAACGUGAUGGGUUUGGCUGUGUGGUCUCCGCGCCUGGACGCCCGGGGGAACUCCCACCGUGGUGUGCAGUUUGCCAAGGCCGUCUGUCAGAAGUUCGCCCUGUCCAUCUUCGACCAGAUGCUGCCCGGCGCCAACCAAGUGGACCCCACCAUGUCGGAGUUGCCCAAGACCAACGGGCCCAUCCCCCCAGUGGCCAACUCCUUCGACGAGGGGCAUGGACAUCCGGCUCCCCCGCUGCAGGAGGCGACUGUCGGCGUUGCCGAUGCUCAGCUGCAAGCAUCUCAGAUGCCCGUUUGA